AUGUGGGCUUUAUUGGUUCUUGUAGGUGCCGCAGCUGCUUCAGCUCCACUUCACAGUCACCAUUUUGAUGGAGAGAAGGUGUUUCGUGUAACACCACACAAUGAAGAGCAGGUAGAAUUCCUCAACAACUUGGCCAGCAACAUGCAGAUUGAUUUCUGGAAUCCAGACACCAUCACACAAGUAAAACCAGAAAUGAGAGUUGAUUUCCGAGUUGAAGCGGACAAGUCCUCUGAUGUUGAGAGUCUCCUGGAGCAGAGGGGAGUGGAAUAUGAAAUUCUGAUCGACAACCUGAAGACGGUACUUGAUGCUCAGUUUGACAGCAAUGUUCGUGCUACUGGACACAAUUAUGAAAAAUACAACAACUGGGAAACGAUAGCUGCUUGGACUGCUGACAUUGCUGCUCAGAAUGCAAACAUUGUCUCCCGCACUCAGAUCGGGACUACAUUUCAGGGACGGCCCAUAUACCUCCUGAAGGUGGGGAAAAGUGGUUCAAACAAAAAGGCCAUCUUUAUGGAUUGUGGUUUCCAUGCAAGAGAGUGGAUCUCCCCUGCAUUCUGCCAGUGGUUUGUGAAAGAGGCUGUUAGUACCUAUGGAAGUGAUACCCUUAUGACACGUCUUCUCAACAACUUGGAUUUCUACAUCCUGCCUGUCCUUAAUAUUGAUGGUUACGUCUACACCUGGACCAAUUACCGCAUGUGGAGGAAGACACGUUCCACAAACUCUGGCAGCAGCUGCAUUGGUACCGACCCCAACAGGAAUUUUAAUGCUGGGUGGUGCAGUGUUGAUGCCUCGAAAAGACCAUGUGAUGACACUUAUUGCGGCAGCGCCCCUGAGUCUGAAAAAGAGACCAAGGCUCUGGCUGACUUUAUUCGUAAAAAUCUCUCCACUAUCAAGGCAUACUUGACUAUUCACUCCUAUUCCCAGAUGCUGCUGUUUCCUUAUUCUUAUACUUACUCCAUUCCAGAGAACUAUGCAGAGCUGAAUACCAUUUCUAAAGCUGCAGUUCAAGAGCUGGCUUCAUUGUAUGGCACAAAAUAUACCUCUGGUUCAGGUGCUUCAACAAUCUAUCCUGCUGCUGGUGGCUCUGAUGACUGGGCUUAUGAUCAGGGUAUCAAGUACUCCUUCACCUUUGAGCUCCGUGAUACAGGCAGAUAUGGAUUUGCACUCCCUGAAUCUCAGAUAAAGCCAACCUCUGAAGAGACUCUGAUAGCUGUUAAAUAUAUUGCCAAUUAUGUCCUUGAGCAUUUAUAUUAGAAUGGUACUGCAAAAUUAUUCAAGAAAGCUUGUUUCAAAUAUACUAUCCCCUCUGUUCUCUUUCCCUGAUGGCUGAUGAUUUCUGCUUUACAGGGUGCUGUUAGUUCUCCCUUACACUUGAGCUCUAGAGCCAAUGGAAAUAUCUUGGGAUUUUUCUAUUAAUCACAAAUAAAAAUGACAAUGACUCAUCUACUGUUUGAAUAUUGAUAGAACAUCUGUUACUCCAGCGACUGGAUUGAAUGGAUGAAGAAACCACCAGUGUCUAUUUUGACUGUUUGGCCAGUUAACAUGUUUUUUAAAAGCUCUUUAAUGAUCACUAAACCAAAUUCAAUCAUGGGGCAUUAACUGCAGUGGAGCUGUAUGAUAGAUCUAGGGGCAGAACCUGGACCUCUCUUACUAGGCUAAUAUUAAUCAGAAGCUUUAAUAGCAGCUAGCUCUUAGGCGAAACAAGAGUGAGGGCAAAUGGGAGCCCCACAAUAAUGGAGGUGGGGGAAAACCUAAUAAUGACUAUAUCUAAUCCAUCCCUAUAUCAGAGGCAGGCUGAGAUCAAAAAUCAGAUAAUGUGAAUGGAGGUAGGGGUCCUGUCCUGAAAACUAAAUGUAACAGGUUAGCGUUUGAACUGAAAAUUAAAUAUAAUAAAGAAAAUAUGAAAAAUAAUAACAUAGGAAUGAACUGAUAAACUUCAUUGGUCAUUACAAAUUCUACACACACACAUAUAGAAAAUGGUUACGUUGAUUACUCAGGCUUUGUUCCAACAGGUUUAAAUUAGUUAAAGCAAUAUGGGCAGUAGUUAAGAAGUCGGUCUGAUAAGUAACGACUUUCAUAUGUUGUAUAUGAUCCAUCAGGUAGGUAUGCGCAUGUCUUUAUAUUUCUGCCUGUGUAGAAUGUAAUCCUUGAAUCAAAUAAUCAAAACCACGAACAUAAAUCCUGAGCUGCUAGCUUCAUUUUGUGACUGAGAACCAAAUGCACAGACACGCAGGAACACCUGCACUCCCAGCAAAACUUCAAUAGCUAAACAACAGAAAUGAACAAAACCAAACAAAAUGCCAGUGGAGCAAAUUCUGUAUGGAUUCUCUCUGCAUGCAAGACAGCUGUCUGGUGGAACUUGAGGAACUACUUAAAAUGUGGAUGGAUUGGUAUACUGAGAAAGGCAAUUAAACCCUCUUUCUGAGCCAUGACCUUUAAGUCCCAGAAGCUGUCCAUCUGACUAGAUGUGCUCUUUUCCCAACUAGUAUAGGUUAGAGUCAUUAGUGUUAUUAGCAUUUCAGCCAUUUGAAGAGUAGGAAGGUUCAGAUAAUAAUAAAACAAUCUCCAGUGAAGCUCUAAGAGCAAGUCAGUUGCUUGCUGAGCAAUAAGAAGGGGAAAUAUAAAAUGUGACAGACAGUAUUUGCUAUACAGAGAAAAAGCAGAAAUAUGAAGUUUAUGUUGCUUUUAGGCCUGAUUGCAGCAACUCAUGUUGUUCCUCACAUUCGUCGUUUGACAGAUAGAAAGCUCUCUGAGGAUCAUUGGCAGAGAUUGUAUCAAUGAUCACAUUAGUUCAAUAUUAUGUCCACAUUGUAGCACAGAAGAGCUGUACCAGACAAAUGAGAGGACCCCUACUUCAAAUGGACUAAUAGACAAAGAAAGGGGCUGGAACCGAACAGGACUGUACAAUGUACUGUUAUGGCUGUGACUGGUUACUGAUCUCUUUUGAAGUGAGAAAAUGUUUCAUGUGAAUCCUCAGAAUGACAAACAAGUGAACUUCAUGAAGGAUUUGGCCAGCAUCAUACAGCGAAGACAUUUUUACACAGCGUGCCAUAUAUUUAACUCUUCACUUUGUUUUAAUUUUUUUCAGCUUCUUGCAAUGGUCUCAAAUCUCAGAUAUGCAGGUGUAACUCACCAUAUACUGUACAUCCAUCAUUAUAAUAUGGGGCCAAAUUCAGAAGCGGUACCUCAAGUGGCAUUGCUAGAUUCUCUCUUACACCUACACUGAUGUACAAGGGAGUAUAAGCAGCAGGUGGAAAAAGGCAUAAGAAAGUGUGUGUUAAAGAAUCCUCAUCCAGACUUAAUAUACACCUUCUCCCAGCUCCGGGGAAUUUAAGUUACGUUAAUUUAGACUCCUUUAUGCAUUGGUAGAGCAGGUGUAAGUAGGUCUAAGGGAAUCUAUGGGUUACGCUAUCUUAGACAUCAUCUAACCGUUUUGCCCACAAAAUCUGCUAAUACUCAUGUAUACCCCGAGUAGCUGAUUACUUUUAUAAGAUAUAGUGUAACACACACCUGUUAUCUGGGAUUACAACUGAGCCUUGUGUACUGUGGUGCAGUCUCUGUAUAACAAAGGGUUUAUAACAACUCCUAACAAUAAAGGAUAUCACUGGCAGAGCAAGUAUAAAAUACAUUGGGAAGGAAGGGAUUGAUCUUCUGUAAU
Messenger RNA from Trachemys scripta elegans, 3658 nucleotides. RefSeq names its product carboxypeptidase B-like. Lineage: Eukaryota; Metazoa; Chordata; Testudines; Emydidae. The transcript is spliced from 11 exons. Bases 1 to 1254 code for a protein of 417 amino acids. Gene Ontology annotation, biological process: proteolysis. The record is from RefSeq and is a predicted model, not a curated record. Gene Ontology annotation, molecular function: zinc ion binding; metallocarboxypeptidase activity.